Rana temporaria (common frog) is the source of this 930-nucleotide messenger RNA. Its product is annotated as putative deoxyribonuclease tatdn3-B. NCBI's taxonomy places the organism in Eukaryota, Metazoa, Chordata, Amphibia, Anura, Ranidae. Gene Ontology annotation, molecular function: hydrolase activity, acting on ester bonds. The record is from RefSeq and is a predicted model, not a curated record. The transcript is spliced from 10 exons. Bases 93 to 914 code for a protein of 273 amino acids.
UGGUGGAUGGGGAGGCGCAUGCGCACGCAGUGAGAGUCCAUGCUGAGCUGGAGACUGACAGAUGUCUGCAAGUUCUUGUUGGGGGAUCCGGGAUGGAGCUGAAUGGGGGGAUUGUGGACUGUCACUGUCACCUGUCUGCUGCAGAAUUUAAUCAGGACAUCGAUAACAUUUUGCAAGAUGCAAAAGCAGCUGGUGUCCGGGCUCUAGUGGCGGUGGCAGAGCACGCUGCAGAAUUCGAAAAAUUAAUUCAGCUUUCUAGAAGGAAUGCGGGACUGGUAUUUCCAUGUUUAGGAGUCCACCCAGUGCAAACGGAAACCUCGGAGCAACAACGCAGUGCCACCCUUCAGGACUUGGAAGACGCUUUGCCUUUAAUUGAACUCUACAAGGAUGAAUUGGUGGCUAUUGGUGAGGUUGGCCUGGAUUUCACUCCCCGAAUCGCCAGCACAGAUGAUCAGAAGGAAGGGCAGCGUCAGGUGUUCAUCAGACAGAUUGAACUGGCCAAACACCUCGGACUACCACUAAAUGUUCAUUCCCGAUCAGCAGGAAGGCCGACUAUAAAUCUUUUGAAGGAACAAGGUGCUGAAAAGGUUCUGCUCCAUGCAUUCGAUGGAAAGCCCUCAGUGGCAAUGGAAGGCGUGAAAGCUGGGUAUUUUUUUUCCAUCCCUCCAUCCAUCAUCAGAAGUGAACAGAAGCAGAAACUAGUAAAACAAUUACCUCUGGAAAACAUGUGUCUAGAAACGGACUCUCCAGCUCUCGGACCAGAAAAGCAGGUCAGAAAUGAGCCAAAAAAUAUCAUAUUUUCUGCUGAAUACAUUGCUAAAAUCAAAGGGAUAUCUCUGGAAGAAGUGAUUGAAGUAACUACAAAGAACGCCAUCAAACUAUUCCCCAAACUGAGACAAGCUGUUCACAAAUAAAGAAAUGUUUUAUAGA